Molecule: messenger RNA, 3460 nt
Organism: Culex quinquefasciatus (southern house mosquito)
Lineage: Eukaryota; Metazoa; Arthropoda; Insecta; Diptera; Culicidae
Gene: Cul3
Product: cullin-3
Exons: 9
Coding region: 78-2405 (775 amino acids)
Biological process (GO): ubiquitin-dependent protein catabolic process; protein ubiquitination
Cellular component (GO): Cul3-RING ubiquitin ligase complex
Molecular function (GO): ubiquitin protein ligase binding
Source: RefSeq, a predicted model, not a curated record
UUGAACCCGCCUCCUCUCCCACAACAUCAUCCGGAUUUGCGUUGGACCGCGACACCGACCAUUGUCACCCGGCCAAGAUGAGUCGCAUUUCGACGCAGAAAAAGGAAGGCAAGAUGCGGAUUCGGGCUUUCCCGAUGACCAUGGACGAGAAGUACGUCGAGUCCAUCUGGUCGCUGCUGAAGAACGCCAUCCAGGAGAUUCAGAAGAAGAACAACUCGGGCCUGUCGUUCGAGGAGCUGUACCGGAAUGCGUACACGAUGGUGCUGCACAAGCACGGCGAGCGGUUGUACACGGGGUUGAAGGACGUGGUCACACAGCACCUGGAGACGAAGGUGCGCGAAGAGGUGCUGCGUAGCUUCAACUCCAACUUUCUGCAGACGCUCAACCAGGCCUGGAACGAUCACCAGACGUCGAUGGUGAUGAUCCGGGACAUUUUGAUGUACAUGGACCGGGUGUACGUGCAGCAGAACGACGUGGACAACGUGUAUAAUUUGGGUUUGAUCAUCUUCCGGGAUCAGGUCGUGCGGUAUGGGAGGAUUCGGGAUCACAUGCGCGAGACGCUGCUGAACAUGGUGAUGUGCGAGCGGAAGGGUGAGGCCAUCGACCACAUCGCGAUCAAGAACGCGUGCCAGAUGUUGAUGGUUCUGGGCAUUAACUGCCGCUGGGUGUACGAGGAGGACUUUGAGCGACCGUUUCUGACGCAGUCGGCAGCUUUCUACAAGCUAGAAUCUCAAAAAUUCCUGUCGGAGAACAGCGCCAGCGUGUACAUCCGGCGGGUUGAGGCUCGCAUCACGGAGGAAGCCGAGCGGGCCAAGCUGUAUCUGGACGAGAGCACCGAGAGCCGCAUCGUGGAGGUGGUCGAGGACGAGCUCAUCAAGAAGCACAUGCGCACGAUCGUCGACAUGGAAAACUCCGGCGUCGUGUACAUGCUGAAGAACACCAAAACCGACGACCUGGGCUGCAUGUACAAGCUGUUCUCGCGGGUCAACGGCGGCCUCAAGACGAUCGCCGACUGCGUCUCGCAGCACCUGCGCUCGAUGGGCAAGAACCUGGUGAAGGAGGAGGAAAGCGGCACCAACCCGAUCACGUUCGUGCAGAACCUGCUCGAUCUGAAGGACCGCUUCGACCACUUCCUCCACCACUCGUUCAGCAACGACAAAAUCUUCAAGAACAUGAUUUCGUCCGACUUUGAGCAUUUCCUCAACCUGAACAGCAAAUCGCCCGAGUAUCUGUCGCUGUUUAUCGACGACAAGCUGAAAAAGGGCUGCAAGGGGAUGUCCGAGCAAGAAAUUGAAACGAUCCUGGACAAGACCAUGGUAUUAUUCCGAUAUUUGCUGGAGAAGGACGUGUUCGAGCGAUACUACAAGGCACAUCUGGCAAAGCGGCUGCUGCUGAACAAGUCGGUCAGCGAUGACUCCGAGAAGAACAUGAUAUCGAAAUUAAAGACUGAAUGCGGUUGUCAAUUUACCUCAAAAUUGGAGGGCAUGUUCAAGGACAUGUCCGUGUCCAACACGGUGAUGGAGGAGUUCAAGAACCACAUCAGCAACGACCCGUCCGCGCUGGACGGGGUCGAGCUGUCGGUCCGGAUCCUGACCACCGGCUUUUGGCCCACGCAGUCUGCCACGCCAAACUGCAACAUCCCGCUGGCACCGCGGAGGGCGUUCGAAACGUUCAAGCGGUUCUACCUGGCCAAACACUCGGGCCGGCAGCUGACGCUGCAGCCGCAGCUCGGCACCGUGUACAUGAACGCCGAGUUCUACGGCGUCAAGGCUGAGAAGGAGAGUGCCGAGGGUGGCUGCAGCAGUACCGCCGUCGUGGCGUCCGUUUCCGCUCCACCCUCGUCGAUGGCGCUCGGCGCGCCCCGGAAGCACGUCCUGCAGCUGUCCACGUACCAGAUGUGCGUGCUGAUGCUGUUCAACAACCGGGAGCGGUUGUCGUACGACGAGAUCCAGCAGGAGACGGACAUCCCCGGCAAGGACCUGAUCCGGGCGCUGCAGUCGCUGUCGAUGGGCAAGCAACAGCAGCGUCUGCUGGUGCGGACGCCCAAGACCAAGGACAUCGAGCCGACGAACGUGUUCUACGUGAACGACGCGUUCGUGUCCAAGUUCCACAAGGUCAAAAUUCAAACGGUGGCCGCCAAGGGCGAGUCGGAACCAGAGCGGAAGGAAACCCGCAGCAAGGUGGACGAGGACCGCAAGCACGAGAUCGAGGCCGCGAUCGUGAGGAUCAUGAAGGCGCGCAAGAAGAUGGCCCACAAUCUGCUGGUAUCGGAUGUGACUACCCAGCUCAAGAGCAGAUUCAUGCCGUCCCCGGUGAUCAUCAAGAAGAGAAUAGAGGGCCUGAUCGAGCGCGAAUAUCUGGCCCGAACGCCCGAGGACCGCAAGGUUUAUGUGUAUCUAGCUUAAACACUGUAACAAAAGGGAACGUAAACAGUUGCAUUGGAAGGCAUCAGCUGCAGGACACUACUCACACAUACAGACACACAUACACGCUCACAAAUUCGGACACACCAACACUCACAGACACAUUGGGAAACCAUUCAAUUAAAGAAGAAGAGAAAUGCAGCAAAAUGAAAGUUAACUGGCGAAGAAAUUCCUCUCUUUUAAAAGGAAGAUCUCCUUUCGUGCGUGCGUGUAAUUUUCAUCGAAUAAACCGGUCACCCUGCUUUCGUGAUUCCCGCGUGUGAUCGUGCCGUGCUUUGUUCAUCGUUUCAAUGUUUUUUAUUUUGAUUUUUGUACAAAGAAAAUAAAGAAAGCAAAAUUAUAUUCGUAGUUUGUUGAACGCGCGCAGCAUUGUGUUCAGUUCAUUUACUCUCACACCCACAAACACACUCACUCACACACACACACACACUACUUCCUAUCGCCGUAGUUGUAAAACACUUUUUUUUGUUUGACACAAAACCCCCCGCGCGCGACUAUUUAUUACAAAUAAACGCGAGAAACUUAUAAAUAUAUUAUACAUAGAAGAGCAAAACUUAAAGGAUUAAAAAACAAACAGAAAAAAAAAGAGAUAAAGAAAGCAAAACACACACCGACACACACACACAUAUUUAAGGCUAAUUAAAACAGAGACAAAGACAGACCGACAGACAACCGGAAACGUCGCGCGAUUCUUUAAGUGAAUUAAUAGCAUUAGGGACACACACAAACAAACAAAAAAACUGAACAGAAAAGAGGAAAAAAAUGUGAAGGCGAAAAAAAGUGCGUUUUAAAUUCAACAUUAAGAAGGUAAACUAAAAGAGCAAAACAGCCUGCAACAACAGAUGGAAAAAGGACACAAAAUUCUAUUGUUUUUUUUUCUUCAAAUGGCGAAGUGAUUCGAUAAACAAGAGCGAGAGGACAGAAGCAUAUUAUUAUAUAGUAACGUAAAGUAAAUUAAUUAUUAAAUUUGAAGAAGAAAAAAGGAAACCCCCUAUUCAUUAAAAAUAGAGAUGAACAGCAAAAAACUGCGAACAAAA